Messenger RNA from Trichosurus vulpecula (common brushtail), 3684 nucleotides. Its product is annotated as transcription initiation factor TFIID subunit 1-like. The transcript is spliced from 24 exons. The record is from RefSeq and is a predicted model, not a curated record. Gene Ontology annotation, molecular function: RNA polymerase II general transcription initiation factor binding; RNA polymerase II general transcription initiation factor activity; histone acetyltransferase activity. NCBI's taxonomy places the organism in Eukaryota, Metazoa, Chordata, Mammalia, Diprotodontia, Phalangeridae. Gene Ontology annotation, biological process: RNA polymerase II preinitiation complex assembly; transcription by RNA polymerase II. Gene Ontology annotation, cellular component: transcription factor TFIID complex. Bases 1 to 3684 code for a protein of 1227 amino acids.
AUGGCCCUCCUCUCAAGAGACAGUGAUACCUCUUCCCUGGAGGACUCACCUGUGGAUUCUAGCAGCUCUGAGGAGGAGGAGGCACAUAAGGAGGAUGUACAGGAUCAUGGGGAUCCCUGGGGAGUCAGCCCAAGAGGCACCAGCAUGCCUACAGUCACAGAGCUCUGGCCACAAUUUAGGCAUGGAAAGACUCUUCGUUUCCUCCAACUCUUUGAGACCCAGAAGACACCAUCUGUGUGGGAGAAGACAAAAAUGAUGGCUCCAGUGGCCCCACAGACUGGCUCUCAAUCAGCUGACUGCUCCCAGGACCCUCACUCAGAGGAGGUGGCCCCAUGGCGUUAUGGCCCUGCCAAGCUUUGGUAUGAUAUGCUAGGCGUCCCUCCCCAUGGGAGAGGUUUUGAUUAUGGAUUUCAACUUAAAGAAAAGUCACCAGAGGAGGAGGAGACAACCCAAAUAGACCACUCCUUGCUGAAGGAUGAAAACUUCCUGAUGGUUGUGCAGAAAUCCUGGGAAGAUGACAUAAUCUGGGAUAACAGAGACAUCCAAGGGUACUGCCCUGAUGCCCAGAAAGUAUCUCAGGCAGGGUGGAUUCCCUCUGGAAAGACAAAAUUGUUCAAAACAGAUGCCCAUGACCCUUCUCAGCCUGGUGGGUCAAUUUUUAUCCCUGAGAGUGAAGACCUCAUCUGUGGUCGAUGGGAAGACAACAUUAUUUGGGAUGCCCAAGCCAUGCCCAAACCACUGUAUCCUACAGUCCUAACCAUUGAUGCAGAUGAUGAGAACCUCCUGUUGGUUGAUAUCGAGGAGCCUGUGGAAGUAGAGACUCCAGCCCCUGAAACACUGACCCAGAAGGAGUCUUCAAAGGAGAGACAAAUCAUGCUAAAAUGUGGCAUCAUGGAAGCAGAUGAGGCUGAGCAAACUCCAGUCCAGCUGAAAGCCAAGGACCCCUGGAACCUGUCCAAUGAUGAAUUUUAUUUCCCCCAGCAGCAAGGCCUCCAGGUUUCCUUCAGAGCUCCUAUAAUACAGCAUUCAAUACCAGCACUAGAGCUACACCCCAGACUCUUUCCUACCCACAUGGAAGUUGAGGAACUCCGCCUGUUUCACAGACUCCCACUCAGGAGCCUGGGCAGAGGGCCCCACCCUGUCCGAAGCUUGAUUUAUCACAUAGAAAAGAAAGCCCAGGAACGGCAGCAGGAACUGAAGGCUUCAGGGGGAGGUCACAUGUUUUUCAUGAAAACAAUCCAGGACUUGAGUGGACUAGAUGGAGAUCUCAUCCUGGUUGAGUGGAGUGAGGAAAAUCCACCAUUUCUGAACCAGGUUGGAAUGGCCUCCCAGAUCCAGAACUAUUACAAAAGGAAAAUUGGGAAGGAUCCUGGGCCUCCUGCCUACAAGUAUGGAAAUCUUGCGUUUUGUUCAUCCUCACCCUUCUUGGGGAAACUCCAUGCUGGACAGUUCUUGCAGGCUUUGGAGAACAAACUUUUUCGAGCUCCCAUCUACCCACAUCAGAUGGCAGACACAGAUUUCCUGGUUGUGGUGACCAAAGCAAGUUACUUUCUGAGGGAAGUGAAAGAUGUGUUUAUUGCUGGACAGCAGUGUCCGCUGGAUGAAGUUCCUGCUCCCAACUCAAACAUGGCAAAGAAUUACAUGCAUGGAUUCCUCCAGGUGUUUAUAUAUAGGCAGUUUUGGAGCAGCCCUUACAGGCCUCGAAGGAUUCGAAUGGAGGACAUCCGAAGGGCCUUCCCCAAACUUGCUGAAAGUAGCAUUCGAAGGAGGCUGACUAAGUGUUCAGAUUUCCAUCGGACAGGGACCUAUUUUAAUUGGUGGGUGCUGAAGGCUGGAUUUCGCUUGCCAAGUGAAGAAGAACUGAGGGUCAUGUUGACUCCAGAGAAAUGUUGUGCUUUGUAUAGCAUGCUGGCUGCCCAGCAGCGUCUCAAGGAUGCUGGCUAUGGGGAGGUGUCUCUCCUGGACACAGAGGAGACCAAUGAUGACAGCAUGUGUCUAGAAGAUGAGGUCCAGGCUGCCCCAUGGAACACAACUCGGGCCUUCCUGGCAGCCACCAAGGGACAGUGUCUGCUGGAAGUGAGUGGAGCAGCUGACCCCACAGGCUGUGGGGAGGGCAUUUCCUAUGUCAAACUCAAGAAUAAAACCCGCUUGGAGGUGGGGAAGCUAAUGGGUACUGAUGCAGACCUUCGACGUCUCACCCUCAAGAAAGCCCAGAAGUUGCUGAGGAUAUUUGGGAUCUCAGAGGAGGAGAUUAAGAGACUCUCUCGCUGGGAAGUGAUUGCAGCUGUUCGAGCCCUGUCUACCAAGGAGCUAAACUCAGGGGCCAAUUCUAGAGCCCUUACCAAAUUCGCACGAGUGUCCCAGUCCUCAGGAGCAGAGCAGCAGAGACACUUCCAGCAAGAGGUCCAAAGAAUUUUUGACCUCCAGAACAGGGUCCUGGCUUCAACUGAUGUGCUGUCCACAGAUACGGACAGUAGCUCAUCAGAUGAAGAAAAUGAUCAUGUGAUGGACACCAUGUGUCGUCAAAUUGAGGACCUCCUGGACAGAAAGACCGAUCCUCAGAAGCUGAAGAGAGAGAAGGAAAAGCAAGAGUAUCUGGAGUUAAAGCAGUUUUUGCUCAGAGGAGAGGGGGGUGCUCAUCUCCAAGAAAAAGGCAAAACAGAAAAGCAGGAUGGGAGCUUGGCCACCUCGAGUCCUGUAUCUCUGUUUAUCCAUCGGACGUAUGUUGAUGAGUCUGGCAAAGAGUACGUGCGGAGUGAGAUAGUCCAGGAUCCAGCAGUGAUCAAAGUAUACGUCCAUGUGAAGACCACCAAAGAUGAGGACUCCAUCCGGCAAUUCUUUCAGCCAGAUGAGCAGAAGCGGCAGGAACUGCGGAAAGAGAAGAAAAGACUCCAAGACAGACUUCGCCGAAUCCGCAUAGCGAAGGAAAGAGAAGAGAAAAAGGGACACUUUCCCCUAGAGAAGCUUCCCAAGCCAGAGGCCCCCAAAUUGAAUCUAAUAUGUGGUGCCUGUGGAUCUCAUGGCCACAUUAAGACAAACAAGACGUGUCCAAAUUACUGCCCACCCAAGAACCUGGCCCCCAGGCUCAGAGUCAUGACCCAGGAGCAAGAGGAAAAGGAACUAGCCAAACGACUCCCUCAGGAAUCUCUUAUCAAAGUCCAAGAAACCAAACUUUUCAUGAAGAAAAAGCUAUUUGAAACCAUGAAAGAAGUCCAAAGGGAGACACUGAAGGUGAGAGUUGAGAAACGGCCCCUGCCCCAGAAGAGCCCAUCUGGUCCUCCCCAGAAGAGACAAUCUGUGCAUGUGGAUUCUGAUGAAGGUUUAAGCUGUAUCCGGAAGAUGGAGCUUCAGGGAAUCCUCCAGCAGUAUAGUGUGGUCAGAAUUGAGGGACUCAAAAUCACACUUCAGAAGAAGCCAAAAGUCAGCUCUUUGGAGGUGAAAAGGGAGGUUCUGAAGGGCGGAGAGGAAGAACAGUGCUCACCCAGGAAGAGAGAACUCGAUCGUAUCCAACCAGAUGACCACUCUAUGGAUGAGCCCUCUGCAUGUAUCAGGGAAGAGACCGUUGGAAUGCCCUUCUCUGCCAGCCCAGUCUUCACAAGUUACAUUGAACAUCACUGUCGAAAUGCCUCCUGUAAAAGCUGCACGCCUUCACCCAAUGGGAACGCCACCAGUCACUUCAGCUAA